Planococcus citri (citrus mealybug) is the source of this 5615-nucleotide messenger RNA. Its product is annotated as neurogenic locus notch homolog protein 1-like. Bases 113 to 5032 code for a protein of 1639 amino acids. NCBI's taxonomy places the organism in Eukaryota, Metazoa, Arthropoda, Insecta, Hemiptera, Pseudococcidae. The transcript has 19 exons. The record is from RefSeq and is a predicted model, not a curated record.
AAUUCCUACCUAUCAUUUUUCUUGAACUGGUUGUUUCGCGCGGGCGAAAUUUCUUUCAAAUUUUUCAUUUCAAAAUGGUCUGUGCGUGCCAAAAUGAAAAUGAUUUUAUAUUAUGUCAAUAAUUAUGUUAUUUGUAUCGUGUAUUGUGCUUGUCGUUGUUGGGCAUCAAAUUCAAUGUGCACAGCUUCUCGAUGAAGUAGGAAAAACACUUUGCUCGCCAGGACCUUGUGGGCAAAACUCCAAUUGCGACAUUACAGGAAACACUGAAAAAUGCCGUUGCAAACGAGGUUUUCAAGGCGACCCCUAUGCUGUCUGCCACCCAAUAAGUUACGAUCCAUGCAAUCCGAAUCCAUGUGGACCAUAUAUGACUUGCACCAUCUCCCAGCAAGGUCAACCUCAUUGUGACUGCGCCCCGGGAACACAACUCGACUCUAACGGUGGUUGCAUAAGAUCCAUGUGUACUGUAGACGAUGACUGUCCCAAUCACAAGGCUUGUGUUACAUAUAAAUGCAUAGAUCCGUGCUUAGGAUAUUGUGGAAUAGGAGCAUCAUGUCACGUAGAGAGGCAUUAUCCAGUUUGUACUUGUAAACAAAGUCUUGCAGGAAACCCAUUAACCAGAUGUUACCGUCAUGAAAUCACAGUGGAACCGAAUCCUUGCCAGCAUCUCCCAUGCGGACCAAAUACCUACUGCGAAGUAUUUGAUAAUCAACCUGUGUGCUCCUGUACACAAGGCCUCAUAAGAGACCCAAGACUAGGAUGUAAACCUGAGUGUGUGUUGAACACUGAUUGUGGUUCAGGCCGAGUUUGCGUUAAUUACCAAUGUAAGGAUCCCUGCAGCAUCAAAAACGUUUGUGGUCUAGGUGCAGAGUGUCUUUGUCGCAAUCAUACGUCAACAUGCAUUUGUCCCAAAGGAUUCACAGGAAAUCCAUACAUUCAGUGUAUGCCAGAAUCAACUUAUCCUUCAUAUCAGAACAGAACAUCACCAUGUGCUUCAUCACCUUGUGGCAAAACCAACUCUUGUCAUGUUCAAGGUAAUGGAGUAGCCAUCUGCAAUCCAUGUGGUGGUCCGAAUGGUCACAAUAAUCAGGCAUGCCGCCCAGAAUGUUUGUGUAAUGCUGACUGUGCAUUCCACUUGGCUUGUUUGCGACAAAAAUGUUUGGAUCCUUGUGUAGGAGCUUGUGGUAUAAAUGCUCAGUGCACCGUUGUAAAACAUUCGCCAAUUUGCUCAUGUCCAGAAACACUUACUGGAAACCCCUACCAACUUUGUUCUCCAAUCAAAACUCCUCCAGCACCUACUCAUCAUUAUUGCAACAGAGGCUGCUGCGGUGCAAACGCCAUCUGCAAAUAUAACUAUGGUCGCAUAACCUGUGAAUGUACUCAGGGGUACUUUGGCGAUCCAUACUUGGCUUGCAGGCCAGAAUGUGUGAUAAAUACAGAUUGUCCUAAAACAAAAGCUUGUCUCAACAACAAAUGUAUGAAUCCAUGUUCUGGAGUUUGUGGAAUAAACUCAGAAUGUUGUGUCAUCAAUCAUCAACCAAUGUGUUACUGUACCCAAGGCUUCACAGGAAAUCCAUUCCGCAAUUGUUACCCACAUUACAUACCAUUACCACCUAUAAGCCCAUGUGAUCCCUCCCCCUGUGGAGCUAACAGCAGAUGUCUUGUGUCUCCUCAUGGUUUUGCCAUUUGUUCUUGCCUGUCUGGAUAUCUUGGAUCACCACCAUACUGCAAACCAGAAUGUGUCAUUAGCACUGAAUGUCCUUCAACUCAAUGCUGCAUCAAUCAGAAAUGCUCAGAUCCUUGUAUAACCACUUGUGGUGUGGAUGCGCAAUGUUUUGUCAUCAACCACAACCCUACCUGCCGAUGUCCGCCAGGAUAUACUGGAAACCCUUACAUUAGAUGUACUUUACCUCCUGUAAUCCCAAGUGAAAAGCCAGACCCUUGUCACCCAACACCUUGUGGCAGCAAUGCAAUAUGCAAUGAACGCAAUGGAGCCGGCUCCUGCCAAUGCCUCCCUGGAUAUUCAGGAGAUCCUUACAUCUGCUGCAAAGCUGAAUGUGUUUCAAAUAGGGAAUGUCCUGGUGAUAAAACUUGUGUAGAUAACAAAUGCAUAAAUCCUUGUCUUGGAGUAUGCGGUGCAAAUGCCGAAUGUUGGGUGAUCAGCCACACUCCUUCGUGCAGCUGUACCACUGGACACACAGGAAACCCACAUGUAGCCUGUUAUCCUACACCAACACCACCACCAUAUCAUCUAACAGAUCCCUGCAUGCCUUCACCAUGUGGGCCAAACAGUGUAUGCCGCCAAAUUGACAGUCAUGCUGUAUGCGCUUGUCAGAAGAACUAUAUUGGUUCACCCCCAAACUGCAGACCAGAAUGUACAGUUCACUCAGAAUGUUCGCAAAACAAAGCCUGCAUUGAGCAAAAAUGUAAAGAUCCUUGUCCUGGACCUUGUGGACAAAAUGCCAGAUGUCAGGUCAUCAACCACAGUCCAAUUUGCAGUUGUCCCACUGGUUACACUGGUGAUCCAUUUGAGAGAUGCAUUGUUGAAUACACCACAACUGAAAGGCGUCCUGAGAACCCAUGUGUUCCCUCUCCAUGUGGACCUCAUUCAGAAUGCCGUGUAAUAAAUUAUGGGCCUGCAUGUUUUUGCCUGAGCAAUUACAUUGGAACACCACCCAAUUGCAGACUAGAAUGUGUUACUAAUGCAGAAUGUCAGAGUCAUUUAGCUUGCAGAAAUUCAAAGUGUACAGAUCCUUGUGCUGGAUCAUGCAGUCAAUUCGCCCAAUGCCACGCAACAAAUCAUAUUGCAAUUUGUACAUGUCCUCCAGGAUACAGUGGAGAUGCAGCAGUAGAAUGUUACCCAGAACCCACACCCACACCUGAACCUAUCAAUCCAUGCUACCCAAAUCCCUGUGGGUUAAAUGCCGAAUGUAUAAGUAGAAAAGGAGUUGCUGCUUGCCAAUGUUAUACUGGGUUUUUUGGUGACCCAUACAUCUGUUGUAAACGAGAAUGUGAAACUAAUACAGACUGCCACCCAACAUCAGCUUGCAUAGGAUAUAAAUGUAUCAAUCCAUGCCUAGGCACAUGUGGUUUUGAUGCUAUUUGUGCUGUUGUUAACCACCUCCCAACUUGUUCAUGCCCACCUGAAUACACUGGUGACCCAUUCUACCAAUGCAUACCAAUGCCUCCAACAGAUCCUUGCAAUCCUUCACCAUGUGGACCAAACAGCCAAUGUGAGGCAAUCAGUCAACAUGCAAAUUGUGCAUGUUUACCCACCUAUGUUGGAAGUCCGCCAAAUUGCAGACCAGAGUGUAUCAAUAACUCCGAAUGUGAAUUCAAUAGAGCCUGCAUAAGGCAGAAAUGUGAUGACCCUUGCCCUAACUUUUGUGGAUUAUUUGCAUUAUGUGAUGUUCGAAAUCAUAUUCCAUAUUGUAGUUGCCCUCCUCAAUAUACUGGAAAUUCGUUCAUACAGUGUACACCCAUAGAACCAGACCCUAAAGUUUCACCAACAGCUCUGCAACCUUCCUGCAUACCAUCUCCUUGUGAUUCUCAUUCUCAAUAUGUACCCGUCAAUGACGGUUUAGGCUGCAAUUGCGCUGAUGACUGUCCUGAUCACUUAUUCUGUAUCAAUCAUAAUUGUGAGAAUCCUUGUGAGGGUAAAAUCUGCGGUAUCAAUGCUUAUUUUGUUGCGAUAAACCAUCAAUGUGAGUGUAAAUGUCCACCAAAUCAUCAGGGGAAUCCCGAAGUUGAAUGUGAACCACCUAUACACUGUGGUGAUGAUAACUGUCCAGACCACUUACACUGCAUCAAUCAAAUUUGUGAGAACCCUUGCAAAUGUAAAAUCUGUGGUGCCAAUGCUUACUGUCAUGCUACAAACCAUCAACCUGUUUGUAAAUGCCUGCCAAAUUAUCAAGGAAAUCCUGAAAUUGUAUGUUAUUUGCGUAAUCCAAAGGCUACUCCGACAUGCUUAUCUGAUGGUAUCCAAAUUGAAAUGGAAGUGACCAAGCAAUACUUCAAUGGUAUAAUGUAUGUCAAAGGACACAGCAACGAAGAAGAAUGCAGCAGGCUAAUAUCAGUUCCUCAAAACGCUUCUUCAUAUACAGAAGUGUUCAAAAUACAAUUCGGAUCUUGUGGAUUAAUUCAUGCCAACAGCCAAGCCAAUUUCAUACUAGUCCUACAAAAUCAUCCAAAAUUGGCUACUCUCAAGACUCAAGCAUACCACAUAAAAUGUGCUUAUGCUGCCAAUGAGACAAGCUUCUCAUUAGGUUACAAUGUAUCAUUAACUUCAAUAGCAGCAACUAUAGCUAAUCUAGGUCCACCACCGGUCUGUGUGAUGAGAGUAGUGACUCCAACUGGCCAGGAGCCUCAGUCUGCAGAGAUAGGAGAAGAUCUCAUAUUACAAGUGGAUGUGCAACCAUCCCAUGUUUAUGGAGGAUUUGUCAGAAAUUGUAAAGCCAAGUCAUCAAAUAAAGAUGAUUACAAUGUUAUUGAUGAAUAUGGUUGUGCUACAGAUCCGACUAUUUUUAGCGAGUUUGAGUACAACAAUAAUACACGAUUGUUAACUGCCAAAUUCAAUACUUUCAAAUUCCCAAGUUCUAAGGAUGUAACUUUCCAGUGUAACGUUAGAGUAUGCUUAGAACAAUGCCACCCAAUGAACUGCGGCAGUUACAGAGCCUUUGGCAGACGUAGAAAAAGACAAAUUGAUAUUGAUAUCUUACAUAAAGCCCUAAUACGAGAUGAAACAAUAGUUGAAUCAAAUGCUAUAGUUGCAGUUGAAAUACUCAAUAAUCCCUUCAAAGCCCCAUCAAAAGAUGUAUGCAUUUCAAGGAUCGAGAUAGCAAUAUCAAUAUUAAUAACGGGUGUAUUGGCUCUGAUAACAGUUGCAGUAAUGGUUUCUUGGUGGUUAAAGGCGAACAGCAGAACACCACCAAGGCGAGGUCCGAUGGCACAUCCGGCAUGGAUUCCUAACCCAAUUUACAGGGGUCUACAUAGUAAUCAAUCUGAAAUUGUACAGAGCAAAUUUGGCACUAAAUGAAAGUCUUCGUGAGCCUAAUUUCUUAGAAUUCAAUGCUCAUGGGUACUGAGUAUGAAAUACUUGUUUUCGUUCAACCCUCAAUAUUGAUUUGUAACUGUGUUCAAUUCUUUUGUAUUUUAAUUUCCACUCGAUUGAACUUACAUAUAUCACAUAUGUGUAAUAAGUAUUAUAUGUACUAUGAAUAAUUAGUAUUUCUGCCAUCAAAGGACCACCAAAAAUGCACAAAAACAAUUUUUUCCCCUUGAAAAAGCUACUCGAUUUCAACAAAGUAAACAUAGCUAUUGAUCAAGGAUGGCAAAGAUUUUCCAAAUAAUCCCAACCAUUCAAAAGUUGCAAAAACCACUAUUAUUGAAGUUACCCCUAAUAAUUAAGGAAUGACAUAUUUUAUUGUCUUGUAUUACUGAGAUAAGAUCUCAAAUUACAGCCAUGAAAGCCCCCAGUGGAUGGGCGUGAGUCAUUUUUAUAUUUUGAAAACAUUAGCAUUCGAAGUUCACUUUUGCAAUAGGUAAAUAAACAAUAACAUGUCUUAACUUAUUGUAUUUUGUAAGCAUUUAAUGGAAAAUACAAUCUGUGAUACAGCGUU